CCUCUUAAGAGGAUCAACGCAGUGAACGAACAGAGUACAAAAGUGUAGUGUCUGUGUUUGUGUGAAAGAAACAAAAAGUCACCUUAGUUUUGUUCGGUAAUUUUUUUUCCACAAAGGACUACUUCAGUUUUUACGCAAUAACAAUGCGCUCCUUCGCUUUACUCGCUUGUUUGGCGACCAUUGCAGCCGUCAGCGCCGCACCACAAUUAAGAUAUGACUAUGGAGCACAACCAGCGGCCAGCAAUUUUGUGUCCUCAGCACGGGGUGGUGAGAAAUAUUUGCCACCGGCCACCACAAUACAACCGCCCAGCGUACACAAACAAUUCUACACGAUUUCGGCGCCGGCGGAUGAUAAUGAAAAUUCUAAGCCAAAACAUUUGGUCAUCGGGCGCCCACAGAAGAACUAUCGUGUGGUCUUCAUAAAGGCGCCAGGCUCUGAUAACUCUAAUCUCAAAUUGUCAGCUGAAUUUGCUCCACAGGAAGAAAAGACUGUCAUUUAUGUGCUCAGCAAGAAGGAUGAUGAGCUGACAGCCAAUGACUUUGCCACACCAGCGCCAACAGCGCCCAGCAAACCCGAAGUAUUCUUCAUUAAAUACAAGACACCCGAAGAAGCGGCAGCAGCGCAGAGGGAAAUUCAAGACCAAUACGACCAACUGGGCGGCACUAAGGAGAUAUCCGAUGAAGGCACCGCUCCAGUGGCUUCAGUUAUUGGCUCCUUGGACGGUAUUGCUCCCGAUGGCAGCUACAACUACGCAGCCAUUCAACCACCACCAGCGGAACUCGGCAGCGCAUCAUCGCCUCUUAGCCAAUAUUUGCCCGCUUUAGCUCGUCUGUAA
This is a messenger RNA of Rhagoletis pomonella (apple maggot), 836 nucleotides long. RefSeq lists its product as uncharacterized. Lineage: Eukaryota; Metazoa; Arthropoda; Insecta; Diptera; Tephritidae. The record is from RefSeq and is a predicted model, not a curated record. The transcript is spliced from 2 exons. The coding region runs from base 144 to 836 and encodes 230 amino acids.